UUAGUUUAUUAAUACUAUAAACCUUAAUUCAACGUAUAAACAAUAGUCUCGUGUUUAUGGUGUAUAAAUGCUUGUCAAUACGAAGUCUAAAUCGUUUGGUUUUUUUUUAGUUUAUUUUAUAGUUUAUUUGAAAACAAAAUAAAAGAGGGGAAAAUCCGCCAUGUUCUGUGUGUGGCAGCGCCCGCGCUCUCACUGUGUGCAGCUGGUCGAGCGCGCGGAAUCCGGAUGUGAUGAAAACCGUUUCAGCGUAACUUUUCUUCAGCUAACUCACGAGACCCGACUCUCCUCAAAGCCGCACUGCUAACUGGAAACGCUUGUUUUUAUUUUCCUCAACAGAAUUUUCUUUUCUCCUGAAAAGCGGGUGAACUUUUCUUUGCUUCGUUUGUUAUGAGAUGAAGUUUUAACGGGACGAGAUUUAUUUGGGCGGAGGAUGAUUAACAGGAGGCACACUUGAAGUGAAACAGUGGAGUUGACAUGUUUGAAAGGGUCGACGGCUGAUACAAAAGGGUGUCUGUGUGUUUUGUUUCGGGUGUGUACAGUAUCUCGACGAGAGGUCUGGCUCAUGUCCGCGGAGACAGAGUUCCCUCCGGAGGGGCCUGUAGGUCCGGACAAGCAGCAGCAUGAGACGAGUCUGCUGCUGGAUCACUCCCAAGACACAUGUCACGCUGAUGCUGAAGGAUUGCCUGAUACCACAGAGAUGAGCACAACUCCAUUUUCCAGAGAACACAGUGCUGAUGGGCAGCUGGGCGUGAACGGGGAGAGCCCAACCCAUGGUGAACCUAUAAGAACCCAGCCUCAGCCCAGUGAUGGAGAGGCCACACGGCUGCACAAUGGCCUCCACCCAGGCAUGAGCAAUGGCCAUAGAACUCCACCAGGAACCACGCAGCCUGCAGCCUCUUCUUCUUCCUUCUCUGAGAUGAGGAAACCCCCACCUCCCGUCUCUCAGCGCGUGCAGAGAAAACUCCGCUCCAGCCUGUCCGUCAACAGCGACAGCAGCAGGAGGAGCAAAGGCAGUUCCACAGGCUCCCACAAACCUGGCUCCUCUCCAGAGGACUGUUGUGUGCACUGCAUCCUAGCCUGCCUGUUCUGCGAGUUCCUCACCCUGUGCAACAUGGUGGUGGCUCAGGCAUCAUGUGGUGCCUGCACAUCAGAGGCUUGCUGCUGCUGCUGCUGCGCAGACGACCUCGGAGACGACUGCAACUGCCCCUGCGACAUGGACUGCGGCAUUAUGGACGCCUGCUGCGAGUCCUCUGACUGUCUCGAGAUCUGCAUGGAAUGCUGUGGCAUCUGCUUUCCCACAUAAAAGCCCUGCUUGCCCGUAGAUCGCACAUGGAGACAGAGACAUCCUGUGUGUGAGAACGUGUGUGCCUGUAUAUAUGUAUUGUGUGUUUGAAAGUAUGUAUGUACACACACACACUCAAAUGAAAAACACAAGCCUGGCCUCCAUCUAGCUGUAAGAGCAGAUACUUUAUCAGUUUAAACGGACUGAAAACGUUCUGUAUUAUUUGUGUAUUUAAAGGUUAUGACUCUCAGUUAUGCUAUUAUCUCUAACUACUUUUAAGAAGUACUUUUUUACCUCCAGAAUUGUUGGCACCUUCAAGAGCAUGGGCAAAUAUUAUUUUACGAAAUAAACUACCCACAGUGAUUCAAAUUGAAUUGGAGGAGCUGCUUACCUUUUCUCUGACAAAACGUAAUAAUAGUAUUUUCUCUAAAAAUGUGGCAUAGUUUUUGACAGCCCUUAUGGAUAGCUCCAGAAAUUUCCUCUGGAGAUAGACCAUAUCUGUUUUGUGAAUGUGAGGUUUUACACUUAACCCCCCUGUUACUCACUGCCUUUAGGAAUAUUAUUUUACUUGUGUUUACUUUUGAUCAUAAUGUUUUAAAUAGGCAUAACAGAUCUUACUCACGCUCCCACUCUGUAUCAGCGCGUCUACACUGUGCGUGAGGAGCAACACGGCCUUGUUACUAACCCACCACUUCCGUGGACUUGGAGGUCGCACAUUUUCUUCCUCAGUCACUUGACAAUUUCGCCUCUCUCUGAUGGUCAUUGAGAGAAAAGAAAGUCACGUGCGGUGAUUCUGGUAUUAGGCUAAAGCUAGCGCCGUCGCAUUACGUACAUAUGAUGUCAUGUAGGAAGCGGCUUAUACUUCCGGUUAGUAAAAAACCGCUAGGUCACUUCUCUCUCGAAAACAUGCUUUAGAAAGUAAAUACUAAAAUUGUGUCCCAAAUGAAGUACUGUACACUUACACUGUGCACUCUGCACUACCGUCUAGUGUGUGGAUUUUAGAAAGGUAAUAUCAUCUCAAAUGGAACACUAAUGAAUAAAUCUCCCCCAACUAAUUGAUAAUGAGAUUCGUUGACAAAGAUUUUCAUAAUCGAUUAUUCUUCAUUAUUAUUCAUUAUUAUUCAUUAUCGUUUAGUUGUUGCAGCUCUAAUACAAUUAUAAUACAGAUUUAUGCUUUUAGUGCAGAAUCGAGGAGUGAUGAUUGUGAUCAUUACACAAGAGUCAUGUGUUUUACUCGGAUGAUAUUGAAAUGAUGUUUGGAGAAAAAAAAAGAACCACAUACAAGGAAAAAAACCCCAAGCCCACAGUAAAACACGUUGUUAUGAAGAUUGAUGGAUUCGUGAAUCUCACUAAGCACUAGGAUAUUAAAGUCCAAAACCUGCUUGUUGACUUGGCCAUAAUUGCAUGUUUCAGCAAGAUCAUGUGCCUAAAUAUACAUCCAAAUCAACACAGAAAUGGCUGCAGAAACACAAAAUUAGUGUGUCGCAACGGCUAUCUAAGUGUCCAGAUUUGACUGCUGUUAAAACUCUUGUCUGGAUUGAAGAGGGAAGUCCACAUGUGCAAACCUGGGAAUAUGACAGAAGUUGAAAAAUUUAGCAUAGGUCUAGGAUCCCACUUUUAGGCUUUGACAUCCUUGUUGGGCAUGAGAGGAAGAUGCCCAGUGCUGUAAUUAUCGCUGUAGUAGGCUUUACCAAAUAGUAUUUGUGGCCAUAAAAAAACAACUUAAAAAAAACUCUUGCUACUUAUUGUUCACCCUGCACAGGAUUCUCAAAUGUGUAGGCUCGAACUCCCUUUCAUUGCAUUGCAUGUUUAUUUUUGCUCAUUUUCAUGAAUCAUGCCAAUAAUUCUGGAGAUAUCCUUUUUUUGACGAGGUCUGUCAAUAGUGUUUCGUGUUGUACUCAGUUUAAACCAUGAUGGUGUAUUUCAUGUAUUACUCUAGAUUACAUUAGGGUAGACUUCAAACUACUUUGCUCUAAAACAACACUGUAAUGUCAACAGAUUCAUGACUCUCAGAGGUCAAGGCUCUGUGCGUGUUUUAUGGGUAUUUUUUUUUUAUUUACUCAACAAACCUGUUUUUUUCCCAGUGGUCUGUUCGGUAAAGCUUUCUUUAAGCAUUGUCUACUGUAUCUUGAUUCAUUGCAGGUCCAUAAUUUUGAGUGUGAUAUAGGAAUAUGUAAUAAGCAAUAAUGAAUUGAAUCAGUUAUGGGGGAGGAAUAUAUAUAUAU
This is a messenger RNA of Ictalurus furcatus (blue catfish), 3507 nucleotides long. RefSeq names its product MyoD family inhibitor domain containing (gene mdfic). NCBI's taxonomy places the organism in Eukaryota, Metazoa, Chordata, Actinopteri, Siluriformes, Ictaluridae. The transcript has 5 exons. The coding region runs from base 563 to 1303 and encodes 246 amino acids. The record is from RefSeq and is a predicted model, not a curated record.